Elaeis guineensis (African oil palm) is the source of this 3086-nucleotide messenger RNA. Lineage: Eukaryota; Viridiplantae; Streptophyta; Magnoliopsida; Arecales; Arecaceae. The record is from RefSeq and is a predicted model, not a curated record.
CGCCCUCCAUUUCCCUCCAACCAUACACGCUCUCUACCUCUCUUCUCAUCCAUGGUCAAUCCCACCCUCUGCUCUCGUCAAAUUUUGUCCCAUUUCGCCUCUCUUCUCUUGGUCCACCUUCGCCCACCGCGGCCUCUCUCUCUCUCUCUGUCUCAAUCAUUCAAAACUAACAUCUUCAUCAUUUCCCACCAUCUACUCACUUCUCCAACUUUCCCCUGUUCUCCCUCCUCCCAUUUCCUUCUCGGCCUCUCCCCAUGCUUCUGUCUUCCGCUCAACUCCCCUUCCUUCCCCUCCGAACCCCAAUACCUCCCUUUCACUCCUCGAAGAGGUGUCGACUCGCUGCGGUUCGUGAGAACCAAGUGAAGCAUGCGUCAAGUUUGGAGCUUGAUCGGUCUCUGCCCGGAACUGGGGAUUCCCAUGCCGAGAAGAAGGCGAUGGGGACGGGAAUCGAGGCUGGAGAACUGAGCGUACGGUAUGAUGAUGGAUUUGGGACGAAGAGCGUGAAGGACUACUUCGACAUGGCGAAGGAGAUCAUCAAGCCCGACGGAGGGCCCCCUCGCUGGUUCUGCCCUGUCGAGUGUGGACCUCCGAUAAAGGACGCUCCUCUGCUGUUCUUUUUACCUGGUAUCGACGGCACUGGAAUGGGAGGUUUUUGAAGUUUGGUGCUUGCACAUUCCAGUAAAUGAUCGGACACCAUUUGAGGGACUUGUGAAAUUCGUUGAACAUUCUGUGAAUUCUGAGCAUGCUACAUCUACGAAUAAGCCAAUAUACCUUGUAGGAGAUUCCUUCGGGGGAUGCUUAGCACUUGCUGUUGCUGCUCGCAACCCCACUGUCGACAUUGUACUAAUAUUAGUCAAUCCAGCAACAUCAUUUGCUAAGUCACAAUUGCAGCCUUUACUUCCUGUCUUGGAGGCACUACCAAGCAACCUCCACAUCACUGUUCCUUACCUUCUUAGCUUUGUCAUGGGUGAUCCUCUGAAGAUGGCAAUGGCCAGUGUUUCAAAAGACCUUCCUCCUCCAGAAACACUCGAUGAAUUGUCAAAAAAUCUUACUUCUUUGUUACCUAUACUAUCAGAUUUGGCAGAUAUUAUACCGAAGAACACUCUUUUGUGGAAACUUAAGCUUCUCAAAUCUGCUGCAGCUUAUGCCAAUUCUCGCCUACAUGCUGUAGAAGCUGAAGUUCUACUGCUUGCAAGUGGAAAGGACAACUUGCUACCAAGUGGAGAAGAAGCAGAUCGACUUUGGAAUUCACUAAAAAAUUGCAGAGUUCGAUACUUCAAAGACAAUGGUCACACCUUUCUUUUGGAAGAUGGAAUCAAUUUGUUGAGUAUAAUCAAGGGCACCUGCACUUAUCGUCGUUCUAGACAACAUGAUUAUGUCACAGAUUACCUUCCUCCUACUCACAGUGAAUACCAAAAACAUAUUGAACAAGAGUAUAGAUGGUUUCUCCUUGCAACAAGUCCAGUCAUGUUUUCAACUCUGAAAGAUGGAAGGAUAGUGAAGGGUCUUGCUGGGGUUCCUGACAAAGGUCCUGUCUUGUUAGUGGGUGAUCACAUGCUGAUGGGGAUUGAACUUAGCCCACUUUAUAAAGCAUUCUUGAAAGAGAAGAAUAUUAUAAUUCGUGGCAUGGCACACCCGAUAUUGUUUUUAAAGAAAGCUGAAACUUCGCGGCAGGAGUUCUACCACUUUGAUAUUUUGAAUAUCUUUGGUGCAUUACCUGUUACUCCAAUCAACAUGUAUAGGCUGUUUUCAAGAGGAUCAUUUGUACUCCUUUAUCCUGGAGGUGCGCGUGAGGCUCUACAUCGGAAGGGUGAAGAAUAUAAGUUGUUUUGGCCAGAUCAGCCUGAAUUUGUGAGAAUGGCUGCUCGAUUUGGGGUCACGAUUGUACCAUUUGGGGUUGUUGGAGAAGAUGAUGUAGCAGAGUUGGUUCUUGAUUACAAUGAACAAAAGAACAUUCCAUAUAUCCGAGAAUGGAUAGAAGAAAACAAUAAAGACAUACUUUUAAGGUCUGAUGCCAGUGGGGAGGUUUCUGAGCAGCAGCUUUAUUUUCCGGGAAUGAUCCCAAAAUUACCUGGGCGUUUUUAUUAUCUAUUUGGGAGACCAUUUGAAACACGAGGAAUGGACAUUCUAAAGGACAGAAGUAAAGCAAAUGUAAUGUAUUUGCAGAUCAAAUCAGAAAUUGAGAAUAUGCUUUCAUAUCUGAAGCGAAAGAGAGAGGAGGAUCCAUAUAGGAGUAUCAUACAGCGGGCUCUACAUCAGGCCUCUUGGGGUUCCUCAGCUGAAGUCCCCACCUUUGAGCCAUGAUGGUUUGGAUAGUAAAGAUGCAACUCUUGGUCUGAUAUCUAUAUCACGCUUUCAGUUCAAUCAUGGAGAUGGUAUUAUUUAAACCACAGUCUGCAAAUCAUGAACAAAGAAUUCAGCAUGGGUGCAGAAAAUUGAGUAAUAACAGAAAGCUUGCGAUUUUCUUAUUCCAAUGAAGUUGAGGAGAAAAGCAGCCUGGCUAAUUGCAUUUAAAACUAAAGGUUGUGUGGAUUAGGAUACUACUCUGAUAGUAUGGUAUGAUAAAUUGACAGUCUCUGUGAGUCAAGAUAGUCGUAAGUGAGAUCGUGAAGUGGUUAAUAUUCAGAGUAAGGAUCGGUGGUUCUAAGCUGCUGUUUGGUCUUAUCAAGCUGUUAAUGAUCUCAUUAUGUACUGUAAUGUUGCCAGCAUUCCAAUAAGCAUAUGCCCUAUGAAACAGCAAAGUUUCCGGUCAACGUUAAGAAGGAAUAUUAUGUUCUUUUAUUUUAUCAUCAGCCAUGACCAAAAGAGAGAAUAAGAAAGUAAUAACUUACUGAAGUCUUGAUUGUGACAAAGUUCAGCAUCUUUUGAGAUCAGAAGAGAUAGGUGAAUAAACAAAUUUUGGUAAACCAUGGUUCUUGCACAUGGUUGUGCUUUGUAACAAAAAUACAAGGAUGCCUACUUUAUUUAAUUCCUCACUUUGUAUGUGUCGAUCAUUAUAUAUCAUUCAUAAAUUUCAAGGUAUUGUCACAUUUAUGUAAAAGUACAUUAUUCACUGGGCAAUGGUUCAAACGAUUUGUUGGACAAAA